UAAAGUUCUUCAUUGUAGCAAAACAAAAAAUUCCUUAAAACUCAAAAAACAAAAAAAUGUACGAACAAACAACCAUCUCAGAUUCUGAUCUCUCCGUCCUUGAAAACAUCAAAUUCCAUCUUCUAAAUGAUACUGAUUUUUCACAAAUAUUUUCCACGUUCGAUCAAUGUUUUAGUAAUGCAGAAAAUAUUAAUAGCCCGAACUCGAGUUUUGGUAGCUCUCCAACAGCAGAAAUUAGCUGGGGCGAUAUGUUAACUAGUAUCAAUAGCUCGUGGGAACCAGUCAAUAAGUUGGAGCACAAGGAGGAGCAUGUGGUGGCGCGUGGUGUGCACGCACCUCAGGAUUGGAACCGGUACAGGGGUGUUAGGCGGAGGCCGUGGGGUAAAUUUGCGGCGGAGAUAAGAAACCCGGAUAGGAAAGGCGCCCGGCUUUGGCUGGGAACUUACGAGACACCCGAAGAUGCAGCAUUGGCUUAUGACCAAGCCGCAUAUAAGAUCCGUGGCUCUAAGGCUCGGCUCAACUUCCCUCACUUAAUCGGCUCGAACAUAUCCGAGCCGGUUAGAGUGGCUCCGAGACGGCGUUGCCUAUCGCCGGAGAUUUCAUCAUCUAUUUUUUCGUCGUCAUUUGUUGAAAAUAUACCUCUAAAGAAGAGAAAAUUGGCUGAAAAUUGAAUUAGAGGCUAAACUUGUAGUAGUCGUAGAGGGAAAUAUUGUUAGUUUAAGUUGCUUCUUUGUUCUAUAUAAAAGGGCGGAAUUAGGAUAUGGCGCCCAUUUCAGAAUUGAGUUACAAACUCUUUAUUUACUAUUUCAAUUUUGAUUUUAAAUAAGCUACGAAAAAUCUGAUA
Molecule: messenger RNA, 844 nt
Organism: Nicotiana tabacum (common tobacco)
Lineage: Eukaryota; Viridiplantae; Streptophyta; Magnoliopsida; Solanales; Solanaceae
Product: ethylene-responsive transcription factor 13-like
Biological process (GO): ethylene-activated signaling pathway; regulation of DNA-templated transcription
Molecular function (GO): DNA-binding transcription factor activity; DNA binding
Source: RefSeq, a predicted model, not a curated record